Molecule: messenger RNA, 2417 nt
Organism: Tachysurus fulvidraco (yellow catfish)
Lineage: Eukaryota; Metazoa; Chordata; Actinopteri; Siluriformes; Bagridae
Product: GTPase IMAP family member 8-like
Exons: 4
Coding region: 522-1910 (462 amino acids)
Molecular function (GO): GTP binding
Source: RefSeq, a predicted model, not a curated record
UGUUGCAAUUUCAAAACUAACUAACUAACUAAAGUUCAGACACUAGAUUUUAGUGAGCACGUAAGCAUAACAUUAUAUAUACAUUUGUAUCCCAAUAACAAAGGUGCUGAACGCACUAAACGUUAUUGCCUGAUUAAAAUUAAAUACAGCGUGUUAACCUGAUCAAAUAUUAUUUCUCAGAUGUGUGCUAGUUAAAUUUAUACAGUUUGCAAACAUACCAAUAACAGCCAUGGUUGAUGUAUCGAUGCAGUUGAUGAUGUCUGACUUUAGUCUUUAGUGCUAGCUUGGAAAAUUUAAUUUUCUGAACCACUCGGUCACCAAGGUUUCAUAGUUUGUUAUUGUUAACUCCUCCUCCUGUUACCAAGGUUUCAUAGUUUGUUAUUGUUAACUCAGCUUGUGAGGCAGGACUUUACGGUGCUUUAUAUAGCCUCAGCCUUAGAUUGCCUCUACUUAAUUGUCUACAUCUGUGUUGACUUCACAUAGGCACCUUUCUUCGUGUGAUUUUCUAUCACUGUGUUGCAAUGUCUGCAAAUAAACAGGAAGCAUUUACUGAUACAGUACAGAUUGUUUUAAUCGGUGCUUCGGGCUCUGGUAAGAGCUGCUCUGGAAACACAAUAUUGGGCCAAAAACUGUUUGCAUCAGAAGCAUCUGCAAAGUCGGUGACAUGUGAAUGCCUAAAAACAGCAAAUAUAAUCAAAGGCUGGCAGGUUACAGUAAUGGAUACUCCAGGCUGGGACUGUACUGAUCUCACUGAAAAUGUGGUUAUGUCACAGAUAAAACAGGCUAUACAGAAUCUUCGAGGACCUUACUCUUUUCUCCUGGUCAUACGAGUUGGCUCUAUGGAAACUGAAGAGGAAAUUAGUAAAAUCUAUGGACUUAAAAGUGUGCUUGGACCCUCCUUUAUGGAUCAUACUACAAUCCUGUUUACACGCAGUGAUGACCUUGAGGGUAAAUCUUUUAAGGACUUUAUCAAUGAAGGAAGUAAAGAGUUUCAUAAUCUAUUAAAGCAAUGUGGGAACAGACACCACUGCUGGAACAAUAGAGAUAACAGACCGGAUGAUGCAGUGGAAAUGCUGCUAAAGGAUUUAAAAAGAACAGAAAUGAGAAACAAAAUUUCCCAGACAACCAAUAAAGAAAAAAACCUUUCUGUUGUUUCCUCUUAUGUUGAUCAAGAAGAAGGUGCAGUGACUACCUGCAAGACAUCAAGAAACGCAACAGGCUUAGAGACAUGUAUGUAUGAAAACCAAAUCAGAGCUUUAUUCCUUGGAAGGAACGGAGUGGGAAAGACCUCAAGCAUCAAAACUCUCCUUACAUGUGUACAAAAUGAAAUCAGAGGAGGUCCAGUUUAUACAUGUAGUAGCUCUGGACUGAGUCUGAAGCUGGUAGAAUCUCCUGGCUUUGAUGAUAAUGUGGAACAAAUCCAGAUGGCUAUCUCAAAAUCACUGUUUGACUGCUGUCCUGGACCUCAUGUCAUUAUUAUAGUGCUCAACAUUGGGCGAUUCACUCCAGCGGCAAAUACAGCCAUGAAACAUGUACAAGAUUGUCUUGGAGAAAAUGCCAAAAAACACACAAUGAUUCUCUUCACUGGAGAAGAUAAUUUGGAGGGUAAACCAAUUGAAAUCUUCAUUCAGGAGAAUCAGCAACUCAGUGAAUUAUUGAAAAUACAUGAAAACAGAUUUCAUGUGCUCAAUAACAGAGACAUCAGGAAUGAGAUUCAAGUGAAUGAACUCCUGAAGAAGAUUAACGACAUGUAUGAACAAAAUAAUAAAGAAUUUUACAAGAAAGGACAAGAAUCCCUGGAUUCUGAUCAACAAAAAGGAAUGGCAUCUACAAUGAGCAGCUCAGAUCGUAAUGUAAAUGCUCCAACAUCUGGCGUUAUGAACACAAUCAGGACACGCCUGGGCAUAUAAGUAGAUUGGUUUCAUAUCUUACAAGCAGAAGACAAGCAGAUCAAGAGUAUUUACCCAACAAUAUUGUAGUUAUUUCUGCAAUAUCUUCAUAAAACACCUGAAGCAGAGUUUUUUCCUGACACUUGGUCUGGUUAUGUGUUAUUUACUCUAUAUUGCAACACGUGCUUGUUCCUUUUUGUUGUAUGAUUACUUUCUUUUUUAUUGUAAACCAAUGUAUAUUGCACAUUACAUAUUAGUGCUCUCUGAAAAUUUGUGUUGUUAUUUCAAAUUGUUUGAAAUUGUUUCAAAAUGUUAUUUCAUUGUUUAUUGCACUUUCUUGUAUUUCUCUAUUAUUAGAUGUUAUUCUCUGUUAUUAGAUAUCAUGACUGUAAUGGUUAUAGUUUUCCUGCUUGUUUUGUGAUUAGUGUUUGUAGAUUCCUAAAACUAAUAAGACAUAUGAUUCAGCGAUUCUUUCUGUAUUUGGAGACAUCUCAAUAAUCAGCUAUAAUAAAAAUUCUUUGAAAUAAA